Molecule: messenger RNA, 2699 nt
Organism: Syngnathoides biaculeatus (alligator pipefish)
Lineage: Eukaryota; Metazoa; Chordata; Actinopteri; Syngnathiformes; Syngnathidae
Product: MORN repeat-containing protein 3-like
Exons: 5
Coding region: 141-938 (265 amino acids)
Source: RefSeq, a predicted model, not a curated record
GGCCAAACCGCCGAUGCUGCAGUCGUCAUAAUUCAUUUUACGUGCAUUUCCCUACCGUUCCCUGACUUUGAAUGAAGUUCAUUAGGUUCAACUCCCGGACAACAAGUCUUUUUGCUUGUUGCUAAACUCAUUCAUCUCAGAUGACCCCAGGGAUGCCAUUCCUCAAAAAAGCUCGACUGAAUCUGCCUCGCUCAACAAUAUUAGAUAAUAAAGCAAAGAAGUCUGGGCUCCGUGGAACAGUAUUUGCAGUCAAUGGGGACAACUACACUGGGGAGUGGCUGGACAAUAAAAAACACGGUUGGGGAACCCAAGAGUGGAAGUCGACCGGUGCGAUUUACAAUGGCGAGUGGAAAUUUGGGAAACACGACGGCUACGGCAUCUUCAGCAUACUUCGACCGGAGACGAAAAAGUACGUGACGCAGUACUGCGGCGAGUGGAAAAACGGAAUGAAGCACGGACACGGCUCCUUCUUCGAUGUGCAUGCAACUUAUGAAGGAGAGUGGAGUGAGGACAAUCGCAACGGGUGGGGGAGACUCUCCUAUAAGUGUGGCGAUCUCUACGAGGGGGAGUGGCUCUGGGAUAAGGAACAUGGAACAGGUGUUAUUCAAUUUGGUAAGUUUUUGUUUUGUUUGGAGCUCGCCGUGGCUGAAUGCCUUUCGAAAUUUGAACUUUGGUGUCUGUUUCAAGCCAAUGGAAACUGGUACGAAGGAUCUUGGAAGUAUGGCAAGAAAAAUGGUCACGGAAAGUUCUACUAUGCCGAUAAAGGUCUCAUUUAUGAAGGCCUGUGGGUGGACGGCGACGCAAAAUGCGGGACUCUGUCUGAUUUUGGGAGAGAAGAAGCACCAUACCCCACCAAGUAUCCAAUUCCUCAGGUGACACUAAUGGACAUGCAAAUGGUUUUAACGGAAGCCGAGUCAGCGUACCUGGAUGAAAGUUGAUUGGAAAUGAGAGGAAGCGAGGUUUUCAAUUGCCUUUUCCCCACCCCAGGUAUUUUUCGAUGUGACUUCUCAAACACAGAAUCGUUUUGAUCUCUCGACAAAAGUGUCCACUAGUCAUUGCACCAAGAACAACUGAAAAUGUUGGCAAUGCAUUUGGCCUUGCUUGGCUAUGAUGGAUUUGCUUGAAUGACUUGUUUUUCAGUGUGGCAGGGUUUUUGACCAUUUAGAAUUGUUUGUGGGUAAAGUAAAAAUGCUUGAGGGUUAGUACGUCCAUGCCUUUUCAAACAUUUUUCCACUUUACAAGUUAUGCUCCCACAGAAAAGGAAUUUUUGACUAAUGAAUUUUCAUAUGGACUGGACGACUGAAGGACUCAUCCACAAUCUCCCUAUUUUUUAUUAAUAAACAACAUGGAGGUGCAAAAGGACCCAUGAUCAGCCUGGCUACAUGCACUUGCCUGGUCUGGCCACUUGGUCGCCAGUACCUCCACUUGUCUGUACGAUUCUACCUCGUCCCUUGAGCUGGAACUGCACUCCUGCGGUAUUUGGCUAUGUCGUCGCCAGUUCGGUGACCGCUCGAGAAAGCUAAAGACAUUCAACUCAGGCACCUUUACAACAAGUAUUGGACUUUUUGUUUAAUGUAUUUUAACCAUAUUUUUCACAAUAAAUACUUUUUCAUGAAUACUAUACAAUACUGUAUCUGCUCCAAUGAUUAACAACAUUUUCAGGCCUUCUCCAACCAAUGCUAAAAUUCACAUCAGGAACACCUGCAAACCAGGUCCAUGGUGCUGAGCACACGAGAACUGUCAUUGACAAAUUUAACCCAGCUACUUGGGUUAUCGUUCCUUCAUGUACUGUAUAUGGUGAAGAGCAGUAGUCAAAGAAAGCCCUGUGCGGAGCCUUUAGCAGCAGUAGUAAGAUACAGAGGAAGUCCAGGAUCCAGAGUAUGUGGCAAUUAUUCAAGUUGAUUCAGUCUAUGUUGUGAACCUGGGAAUGUGCAUUUAACACUUCUCAAUGGCUUGGUGAGGGCAGGAUGAGGUAGAAGUUUGGAAAUCCUGUUGCUGACACGUAAUAGUUGUGUGCAGACUUUCUUUUAUGGAUGAAAGACUAUAUACUGGCACAAGCACGGAUCCCUGUGGAACGUCAUGGCUAAUUUCUGCACUCAACUAUUCGUUACUGAUACGAACUUAGCAACAAAUUAGCAAUACAAAUAAUACAACUAAAUACAGUUUUUAAUGCCAAUGACUAGCUCUAAUCUGUUAUUAGAAUGUGGUGUUUGGUAAUGUGGUGAUCCAUUGUCUUAAUGCCACACGAAGAUCAACAGUACACACAGGAACAGAGCCUUAUAAACAAGGUAAUUCAAAACUUUUACUAGUGCAGUUUCAGUACUACGAUGCGUUCUAAACCUUGCCUGAAACUCCACAAAUAAAUAGCUUUACAGAAAGUCAUGACAACUUUCUGGAAUCUGAAAACUAAGGUUGUAUAUUCAUCCAGAUUUGGCAAAAAACAUCUCUAAAGGUUGUAUAUUCAUCCAGAUUUGGCAAAAAACAUCUUUUUUUUUUAUAUAAAAGUUUUGGUUCCAGCCGCUUUAAAUGACUGUUACACAGCCUGUAGUUUAAAAACCUAUUGAUCACAUUUCACAACUAGUGCCAAAGAGUGUUGGAUCAUCUUAGUAGGCAUCACAUCAUACAUUUGAUUGCAAGCAAGAAAUUGGUCAAAUCUAAGGUCUGAUACACACAAGGACCCCCCCCAACACACCCCUCCA